AUGACGUCCAUCCUCUCUGCCCUUCUCUGCCUCGGGCUGAGUCUGGAUCAGAGGACCCAUGUGCAGGCAGGGACCCUCCCCAAACCCACCAUCUGGGCUGAGCCAGGCCCUGUGAUCCCCUGGGGGAGCCCUGUGACCAUCUGGUGUUGGGGGACCCCGGAGGCUCGGGAGUACCGGCUGUAUGCAGAUGGCAGUCGUCGGUACUUGGACAGACAGGAGUCCCUGGAGCCUGGAGACAGGGCCAAGUUUCUCAUUACAGGAAACUAUGCAGAGAGAUAUACCUGUAACUACCUCAGCCCCACUGGCUGGUCAGAACACAGUGACCCCCUGGAGCUGGGGGUGACAGGAUCCUACAGCAAACCCAGCCUCUCAGCCCUGCCCAGCCCUGUCGUGACCUCAGGAGGGAAGGUGACCCUCCAGUGUGGCUCAGGGCAGGGGUUUGACACGUUCAAUCUGACUAAGGAAGGAGAUCACAGGCUCUCCUGGACCCUGGACUCACAGCGACAGCCCAGUGGGCAAUCCCAGGCCCUGUUCCCUGUGGGCCCCGUGACCCCCACACAUAGGUGGACGUUCAGAUGCUAUGGAUGUUACAGAAACAGACCCUACGUGUGGUCACUCCCCAGUGAUGCCCUGGAGCUCCUGGUUCCAGGUGAGUCUGGGAAGCCCUCCCUCCUGAGCCAGCAGGGCCCCAUCAUGGCCUCUGGACAGAAUCUGACCCUCCAGUGUCGCUCUGAUGUCAGCUAUGACAGAUUCGCUCUGCACAAGGAGGGGGCACAGGACCUCCCCCAGAGCCUUGUCCUGCAGCCCCAGGCUGGGCUUUCUCAGGCCCACUUCCCCCUGGACACUGUGAGCAGGUCCCAUGGGGGCCGGUACAGAUGCUACGGUGGAUACAACCUCUCCUCUGAGUGGUCGGCCCCCAGUGACCCCCUGGAUAUCUUGGUGGCAGGAUACCUGCCUGACAGACCCUCCCUCUCGGUGCAGCCAGGCCCCAGGGUGGCCUCAGGGGAGAAUGUGACCCUGCUGUGUCAGUCACAGAGCCCGAGGGAUACAUUCCUGCUCUCCAAUGUGGGGGCAGUGGAUCCCCCUCUGCGUCUGAGAUCAGAGGAUGGAGCGCAGCAGUUCCAGGCAGAGUUCUCCAUGAGUCCUGUGACUACAGCCCAUGGGGGCACCUACAGGUGCUACAGCUCACACAGCACCUCCCCCUUCCUGCUGUCACUCCCCAGUGAGCCCCUGGAGCUCCUGGUCUCAGGACCCUCUGGAGGCCCCAGUCCCCCACCCACAAUGCCCACCUCCCCAGCUGGUGAGUCCUGGGGAGCUCUGCUCAUAGGGAGCACAGCCCCCCCAGCAAGUCCUGAGAGUCUGUCAGGGGAUCGAGUGACCCAGAUCCUCAAGGAUGGACUUGUGUCCGUGGGGGGCUGGGAGUCCCAGGGUCUGAGGCAGUGA
Messenger RNA from Myotis brandtii (Brandt's bat), 1443 nucleotides. Its product is annotated as leukocyte immunoglobulin-like receptor subfamily A member 6. The transcript has 7 exons. Gene Ontology annotation, biological process: cytokine-mediated signaling pathway. The record is from RefSeq and is a predicted model, not a curated record. Bases 1 to 1443 code for a protein of 480 amino acids. Lineage: Eukaryota; Metazoa; Chordata; Mammalia; Chiroptera; Vespertilionidae. Gene Ontology annotation, molecular function: inhibitory MHC class I receptor activity.